AUGCCCAGCCUGCCGGCCCUGCUCGCCUUGCUGUUCGUCUGCUGGGCCCCGCUCCGAGCCGCAGCCAGCUCCUGGUGGUCCUUGGCGAUGAGCCCAGUGCAGAGACCUGAGAUGUUCAUCAUUGGGGCCCAGCCCGUGUGCAGCCAGCUCCCGGGGCUGUCCGCUGGCCAGAGGAAGCUGUGCCAACUCUACCAGGAGCACAUGGCCUACAUCGGGGAGGGUGCCAGGACGGGCAUCAGGGAAUGCCAGCAUCAGUUCCGGCAGCGCCGGUGGAACUGCAGCACCGUGGACGAUGCCUCCGUCUUCGGGAGAGUCCUGCAGAUUGGGAGCCGGGAGACGGCCUUCACCUAUGCUGUGAGCGCGGCCGGGGUGGUGAAUGCCAUCAGCCGCGCCUGCCGUGAGGGCGAGCUGUCCACCUGCGGCUGCAGCCGGGCUGCGCGGCCCAAGGACCUGCCCCGGGACUGGCUGUGGGGCGGCUGUGGCGACAACGUGGACUACGGCUACCGCUUCGCCAAGGAGUUCGUGGACGCCCGCGAGCGGGAGAAGAACUUCGCCAAGGGCUCAGAGGAGCAGGGCCGCGUGCUCAUGAACCUACAGAAUAACGAGGCGGGCCGGAGGGCUGUGUACAAGACGGCAGACGUGGCCUGCAAAUGCCACGGCGUCUCGGGGUCCUGCAGCCUCAAGACCUGCUGGCUGCAGCUGGCAGAGUUCCGUAAGGUGGGGGACCAGCUGAAGGAGAAGUAUGACAGUGCGGCCGCCAUGCGUAUCACCCGCCGCGGCAAGCUGGAGCUGGUCAACAGCCGCUUCAAGCCGCCCACGCCCGAGGACCUGGUGUACGUGGACCCCAGCCCGGACUACUGCCUGCGGGACGAGAGCACAGGCUCGCUGGGCACGCGGGGCCGCCUGUGCAACAAGACGUCCGAGGGCCUGGACGGCUGUGCGCUCAUGUGCUGCGGCCGCGGCUACGACCAGUUCAAGAGCGUGCGGACCGAGCGCUGCCACUGCAAGUUCCACUGGUGCUGCUUUGUCCGCUGCAAGAAGUGCACGCAGGUCGUGGACCAGUUCGUCUGCAAGUAGCUGGGGCCGCCGCCUGCUCCUCCGAGCCGGGCCCGGAAGUCUAUGGGAUAUAGAUCUAUAUAAAUAUAUUUUAUAUUUGUAUAAAGGAAAGGCUGGAUGGUAAAUAAUUGAAAGAAGACAACAGAAAAGAGAAGCUUAUUUAAGAGACGCUGGAGAUCUUUGAGGAUUGGGGGCUCUCUGCUUCCAGUGAGUGGGACACGGGCUUUGUCUCCUGCCCUGGCUGGGCCUCUCUAGAGGUGGGGACUUGGGAAUGUCCACGGCCUACCCGACGAGGCCUUGAGGACAGAGAGAGUGCUUGGAGGGAGAAGUGGAUGGCAUCUGUUUUCCUUGUUGGGUGGGUGAUGGCCCUGUGACCCUGGUUGCCAAGCCAGGCGGCCCCUUGGAUGGUGAUGGGAACUCAACUUCACCCCUGGCAUCUUCUGGGUCUCCAGCAGAAUACCGACCGCUUCCAUGAGAGGCCCAGCGCCUUCUCACGUAUUCGUCUGUGUGUGCUUGCAGAAUCCACAGUUUCAGGAAAGAGGACAGGCCCCUUUGUCACCUCUGAUGGUGGGCCAGCUCCUCCCCUGACUCCGGGGCCCACCUUUCCAGCGAGAGAUUUUCUCACUCCAGGCUUCGCAGGCUCCCACAGCAUCUGUGCCCAAGCUGCAGAAAGCCAGGUGGUGCCCAGUCAGGUGGUCGCACUGGGCUCCCACACUACCGGGAGCAGACGCUCUGAUAUUUCCAUUGGCCCUCCUUGUCCAGGGAGGCCUGGGGCAGCCCGGGGCCAGCUCCUGGCAUGGGCUCGGCUCUGCCCCGGAUAUAGUUCCCUCCAACAUUAAACACCCUCCACUGAA
Odocoileus virginianus texanus is the source of this 1910-nucleotide messenger RNA. NCBI's taxonomy places the organism in Eukaryota, Metazoa, Chordata, Mammalia, Artiodactyla, Cervidae. The record is from RefSeq and is a predicted model, not a curated record.